CAUUUCACAGGUACUAAGCUCCAUCAACAAACUCAAAAAUCUAUCAGCUGCUGCAAGCCAGUUCUCAUGGCUGCCAUUUGGAAGUUCAAUGAAUAUGUUGAACAACUGGAACAACUGGCAAACAAGAAUAAAAUCAAGUUUCCUUUGCCAUGCCAACUGUCCACUGAGUUAAUGCAUCUCAAGAACAGUGACAACCUACUACAAGAUGUCUGGAUC
This is a messenger RNA of Desarmillaria tabescens, 216 nucleotides long. RefSeq lists its product as uncharacterized. The annotation marks the transcript as partial. The record is from RefSeq and is a predicted model, not a curated record. The transcript has a single exon. Lineage: Eukaryota; Fungi; Basidiomycota; Agaricomycetes; Agaricales; Physalacriaceae.